Peniophora sp. CBMAI 1063 is the source of this 216-nucleotide messenger RNA. The record is from the annotation of a GenBank genome assembly. NCBI's taxonomy places the organism in Eukaryota, Fungi, Basidiomycota, Agaricomycetes, Russulales, Peniophoraceae.
AUGGUAGUCGUGGACAGACCCGCGGGGCCUCGGCCUCCGCGCGCCAACACGACCGCGUACCUCUCUGCCCACGCAUGCUCGCCUCCAACGCUCAUCACGCUUGAGCCGCUAACCAAUAUCUUCCAAUGUAGUCAAAGGCCGACUUCUUCGGCGACGCUGAGCCCCGAGUACGCCUCGGACAGAUUCCACAUGCAUCGCAAUAGAGUGUGCGAUUAA